Molecule: messenger RNA, 2136 nt
Organism: Brettanomyces nanus
Lineage: Eukaryota; Fungi; Ascomycota; Pichiomycetes; Pichiales; Pichiaceae
Exons: 1
Coding region: 1-2136 (711 amino acids)
Biological process (GO): protein phosphorylation
Molecular function (GO): protein kinase activity; ATP binding
Source: RefSeq, a predicted model, not a curated record
AUGUUUAGCGGCGACAGUUAUAAUGACGGAAUUGUCUGCCAUAUCGAAGAUAUAGGAGAGGCCUCCAGUGAUUUAAGUGAUGGUUUUAUGGAGACUGUUUCGAAGUCGUCCGAUGAGAAUUCUGUUGAUGUUGCAUCCAAAGUAUUGAACAUACCUUCCGAAUUCGUCGAAUAUUAUAAGGAACUACCUUCUAGGUACAAGAUCGUCGCUCAAAUAGGAGAAGGUGCAUUCUCUAAGGUCUUUAAAGCCGAGGACACUGCAUGUAAUGGGUAUAUAGCCAUCAAAGUGAUCGAUAAAAAGGGAAUGAAAACCAGCCAGAUCGACUCGGCUCUGAAAGAGGUUGCAAUCAUGAGACGAUUACGUCAUCGUAAUAUUGUCAAACUUUAUGGAUACCAAAAUAGUCAGAAGUCACGAUUCUGCUUUCUACUUUUGGAAUACGUUGCCGGAGGAGAGAUCUUCAACCAAAUCAUUAAAUACACCUAUUUCAGCGAGAACUUGGCUCGUCACGUGAUCCGUCAAGUGGCCCAUGCUGUCAAGUAUUUACAUGACAAUGGCGUUGUUCAUAGGGAUAUUAAGCCUGAAAAUCUUCUCUUUGUACCCGUGAAAAUGAUUCACCGGUCUGAGAAAGAGCAGGUUUUGGCCCGGAGAAAAUCUGACGAUAACAAAAAGAUUGACGAAGGUCUGUUUAUCAAAGGUUACGGAUCGGCCGGAAUAGGUGUAGUCAAGUUGGCCGAUUUUGGUUUAUCCACCGUCUUGGCCUCAGACGAUAUGCGUGCCAAGACUCCGUGCGGUACCGUUGGCUAUACAAGUCCAGAGCAGCAUCUCAAUCUUGGAUACACCAAAAAGGUCGAUCUUUGGGCCAUUGGUUGUGUCCUUUAUACUUUGGUUGUUGGUUUCCCUCCUUUUUAUUCAAAUUCUGGUAAUUCGAAAGAAAUCAGCAUCAUAGUGGCUCGUGGUGAGUACAAGUUUUUAAGUCCUUGGUUUGAUGAGGUUAGUCAAGAGUGUAAGAAUCUCAUAUCAAACUUGUUGACUGUUGACCCUGAGAAGCGGUAUUCCAUAGAUGAUUUGUUGAGAGAUCCAUGGGUUACAAAAGGAUACGAAGAUGAAGUUGUUAGCAGCUUAUCCUCGGUGGCUGCUGAAGAUGCUCCAAGUUCUACGACCUUUGACAAAGAAUUGUUUUCCAAGUUUACUCAUCAUUUGGUUACGGAAAGUAAUGUGGAUGACUAUUUUGGUAUUGCAGAUCAGCAGCUUAUUACUACACCUCGUGCUGAGGCUAUUAGGAUGGUGUUUGAUGCUGGUACAGUUGUCCAAAGAUCCACUAGUCCAUUAGGAGAUAAAUUUGGAAGAUCCCGUGCUGGUGCGAUAGAUUCGUUGUAUUUUGCUGAUGUCAAGGAGGAAGAGGAGGAGGAAGAUGAGGAGGAGAAGCGUGAUGGCGACGAUGAUGACAGUCUUAACGGUGAUGACAGUCUUAACGGUGAUGACAGUCUUGACUGCGAUGACAGUCUUGACGGCGAUGACAGUCUUGACGAUGAAGACAGUCUUGACGAUGAAGACGAUAGUCUAGGUGAUUUCAACGAUGACGACCAUGACUCUACUCUCUCUCUUGAAAAUGCUAGUGUCAAAUCAGCUUCAUCGAUCACUGCUCGCCCUCCUGAGAUUGUAUAUGAUGGCUCAAUGUCGUCGUCCAGCUUUUCAGAGGCAGCUAAAGGUGAAGCGGAUGAAGUUGUGACUGCGGAGAUAUCAAACGACGAAACAGGGACUCGUAGGAGGUCGUCUGUAUCGUUUGAGCUGAAGCCAGGGAGGUGUCGGGCCCCUUCCAACUCUGCAUCUUAUUUGGCCGCACAUACUUUGGCAUAUUCGAAGAGUACAAGUUGCCAAAAGGAAUAUCCAAAGAGUCCAUGUCCAAGAAAAAUGAGUUUGGACGUACAUAUUGGCAUAGACUCAGAGCCAAAAAAGUGUCAAGAGACCGAUGUACUAGUGCCAAAGAUGUGCAGACAUCCCACACCUUACAUCAAAUACCCCGUGGAUGAUGUUGAGACAGCUCAGCCGAUGCAAUUGAGCUCCGGUAGUUUUGACCUCAAGCUGGAAUCGUCCACGAUUCUUAACCGGCGAAGACUCUCCACGCACCUCCCAUGA